Messenger RNA from Aspergillus nomiae NRRL 13137, 531 nucleotides. RefSeq lists its product as uncharacterized. The transcript has a single exon. The record is from RefSeq and is a predicted model, not a curated record. Lineage: Eukaryota; Fungi; Ascomycota; Eurotiomycetes; Eurotiales; Aspergillaceae. Bases 1 to 531 code for a protein of 176 amino acids.
AUGGCCCAAGGAGAGUUGUGGUCUACACUAGUCACUGCAAUCGACCCAGGAAAUAUCAGAGCUAUGCCGGCCGUCCUUCAGUCAACUAUCGAUCUCUUAGAGACAGAACUGGCCAAGGCCAGGGCCGCGCUCAAAGAAAUUCAACCUGAUACUGCACCCAUCUUGAUACCCGGGGAUGAGCUUGCCGUUGGGGCGAUUGCGGCUUAUCGCCAAAAUCUCAUUACACGAGCCUCAGACUUUUACUAUGGCUCCCGCCGCCUAUCUCCCAAGGAGGUGGGACUAGUCCCUGUCAUCCAGGAGCUACAGUCAGAUGAAGAAGAGGAUGAGGAGUCACGGCCAAAGCCCGAAGGUAUUAUUCUUGCGGCGCAUCCCAAGCAAGUUUCCCUCGUGGAUGUUCUCUCGAACAGCCUGAUUCUCGAUCAUAUGGCUCCAUACCUCUCAGUCCCAACACUGCUUGCCCUAGCCUCAACGUCGCACGUUCUUCGUUCCAUGAUUAUGGAACUCCGUAUAUUUUUCGGCAUCUCGAUCUGA